AGGGCGGCGGAGGCGGCUCUUCGCUCAGAGCUCAGCUCCUGCCUGGGGCUCCCUCUGCCAUGACCACCAAACAAGCCAGGAAGAAAGAGGUGCAUCGUAUCAACUCCGCGCACGGAUCGGAUAAAUCUAAAGAUCAGUACCCUUUCGGCAGUAAUGUACAACCGUCUGAACAGAAGAAGGGGAAAUUUCCGAUCUGGCCAGAAUGGAGCGAAGCUGACAUCAAUGCUGAGAAGUGGGAUGCGGGGAAAGGAGCGAAAGAAAAGGACAAGAUGGGGAAGAGCCCUGUACUUCAUUUUUUUGAAGAUCCUGAAGGAAAAAUUGAGUUACCAUCAUCAUUGAAAAUUUAUUCCUGGAAACGUCCACAGGAUUUUUUAAUCAAUCGGGCUCCAGUGGUUGUGAAAAAUGAAAUCCUGUUUGACUUGUUUUCAGCCAAUGAGCAUUUACUCUGCAGUGAGCUAAUGAGAUGGAUUAUCAGCGAAAUCUAUGCCGUGUGGAAGAUAUUCAAUGGGAGUGCUUUGACCAAUUAUUUUAAAGGAACAGCAGGGGAACCGCCUCUUCUGGCCUGGAAGCCCUGGGAACACAUAUACUCUCUGUGCAAGGCUGUGAAGGGUCACGUGCCCUUGUUUAACAGCUAUGGAAAGUAUGUAGUGAAGCUUUACUGGAUGGGUUGCUGGAGAAAGAUAACUAUUGAUGACUUUCUGCCUUUUGAUGAAGUAAAUAAUCUACUGCUUCCAGCUACAACCUAUGAAUUUGAACUUUGGCCAAUGCUUUUGUGUAAAGCUAUCAUUAAGCUGGCAAAUGUUGACAUCCAUGUGGCAGAGAGGAGAGAACUGGGAGAGUUCACAGUGAUUCAUGCACUCACGGGCUGGUUACCAGAAGUCAUUUCUCUCCACCCAGGAUAUACGGACAAAGUUUGGGAGCUCUUGAGAGAAAUAUUGCCCGAGUUUAAGCUGUCAGAUGAGUCCAGCUCUGAAAGCAAAAUAACUGACAUAGAGGCCAAAUUAAAAGAACAAGGAAAAGAAGUGAAGGAUGGGAAAGAAGUGAAGGAUGGGAAAGAAGUGAAAGAUGGCAAGGAAUUCAAACCUGAAAAUUCAAUAACGACACUAAAACUGCCUGAGAAAAGUGAAAGGGCUUUAAAGGACAAAGCCGAUGCAAAAGACCUUGGAAAGAAGAGGAGUAAAGAUGGAGAGAAGGAAAGAGAAAGGGAAAAAUUCAAAUGGUCAAUACAUGGUUCAAGACCCUCAUCAGAUGUACAAUAUUCUCUACAGUCUCUGUCAGAUUGUUCUUCAGCAAUGCAGUCCCCUCAGAUGGUAGUAUAUGCAACCUUUACACCUCUGUAUUUGUUUGAAAAGAAGAUAUUUUUAUUAGAGAAGAUGGCUGAUUCUGCUGAGAAGCUUAGAGAAUAUGGGCUUUCCCAUAUCUGUAGCCAUCCUGUGCUGGUCACAAGAACUCGAUCCUGCCCCCUCAUAGCGCCGCCAAAACCACCUCCGGUACCUCCCUGGAAACUCUUUCGUCAAAAAAAAGAAGCUGUUAUAACAGAUGAAGCCCAAGAAAUAGUAAUAAAGAAGCCUGACCAAUUUCUUGAGAUUUCAAGUCCAUUUUUGAAUUAUAGAAUGACUCCAUUUACAAUUCCGACAGAAACUCAUUUUGUACGAUCUUUUAUUAAGAAAGGGCUGGUUCCAGGAUCCGGUUUAUCUUCCCUUACUGAAAAUGAUGAAACUGCAGCCUUUAGCCAGAUAGACUUAAACCAACUGACAAAAAAUAUGUCUCAGGGAAAUGUUACUUUACAACCUGUACUCGGAAAAGAUGAACUAGCAGACUAUGGAGUCAAUGACACAGUCCAUCCGGCUGAGGGAAUCAGUCUGGAAAAAGAUUUGGUCAGCCAGACAACAGCAACACAGGAAAAAUCGCAGGAGGAACUUACAACAAUAAACAACAGUGUUUCUAAAGAAAUAUGGUUGGAUUUUGAAGACUUCUGUGUAUGUUUUCAGACUAUAUAUAUUUUCCACAAACCAAGUUCAUAUUGCUUUAACUUUCAAAAAUCAGAAUUCAAGUUUUCAGAUGAACGUGUGUCCUAUCACCUAUUCGUGGACAGUUUAAAGCCCAUUGAACUGCUGAUCUGCUUUUCUGCAUUGGUACGCUGGGGAGAAUCUGGAGCUUUAACAAAGAACAGCCCUCCCAUAGAGCCUGGACUACUUACAGUUGAGACGGUGUCUUGGAAAUCUCUGAGGCCACGCCAUCUUGUUGUGACAAUUCACACCUAUGCUACCAAGGCUACAGUAGUUCGCCUGCCUGUUGGGAGACACAUGCUGCUCUUCACUGCAUACUCCCCCAUGGGCCACUCCAUACACAUCUGCAGCAUGGUGACCUUCAUCAUUGGGGAUGAAGAUGUUGUGCUACCCAACUUUGAGCCGGAGAGCUACCGAUUUACAGAGCAGGCUUUAACUAUUUUGAAAGCUGUUGGACAUGUGAUUGCUAAUUUCAAAGACAAGGCAAAACUUUCUGCAGCCCUGAAGGAUCUACAAACAGCUCACUACCCUAUCCCCCUCCAGGAUAAAGAACUAACUGCACAGCACUUCAGGGUUUUUCAUAUUUCUUUAUGGCGUGUAAUGAAAAAAGCUCAAAUAGCAAAACCUCCACCCAACACCAAAUUUGCAUUCCGGGCCAUGGUUUUGUACUUGGAUUUACUCGAUUCUUCUUUGGAAGAGGCUUCUUUAGCGGAAUGGGUAGAUGUUAAGUACAGUGUACCAACAAGCGACAAAGAGUAUUCUCCAGAGGAAAUAGCAGCAGCAAUUAAAAUUCAAGCCAUGUGGAGAGGAACCUAUGUCAGAUUGCUUAUGAAAGCAAGAACACCAGAUACGAAGGAAAAUGCCAGUGUUGCAGAUACUCUUCAGAGAGUUUGGGCUGUGUUGGAACAGAAUACAGAACAGUAUGCAAUUUCUCUCUUAAGACUUAUGUUUAAAAGCAAGUGCAAAUCUAUGGAAUCUUAU
This is a messenger RNA of Odocoileus virginianus texanus, 2990 nucleotides long. The record is from RefSeq and is a predicted model, not a curated record. Lineage: Eukaryota; Metazoa; Chordata; Mammalia; Artiodactyla; Cervidae.